UUUUCUCACGAUGGUGUCUGGGUUGGUUUGCUCACCGAGCCGCUGGUGAAUGUGAGUAUGUGGUGAAAUGUAUCAUUCGUGUUUUUAAGCAAUGUUUUAAAGAGCAUUGCCAUUCUGAGGAAGUGAUGAUAAAUGAACGCGUCCACUACUGAAAGUGUCCCCAUCCUCUAUAAACAUGUUGAGAAAACUUUUGCUGCUCUUGAUGCUUUGCAUCAUUUUCAUGACGCGGAGAUCAAAGGCAGCGGCAGCGCCCAGCGCGAGCCACACUUUGAUCUGGGGUCCUGGACUAGAAACAAACAUCUUCCUUCCUGCUCGGUUCUUCUUCAUACAGACAGUGGACUCCACCGGAAGAAAUUUCACAACUUCUCCUGGAGAGAAGACAUUUGAAGUGAAGAUUACAUCUCCAACAGACCCGUAUGCCAGAAUCUGGAUCCAGAUUUUAGACCGGAAUGACGGAUCCUUUUUGGUUCGGUACCGCAUGUAUGCCAGUUACACAGAUCUGCACGUUCAGAUUCUCUUGAAAGACAAGCUGGUGGGAAAGUCUCCAUAUGUGCUCAAAGGUGCAGUGUAUCACGAAUCAUGUGACUGCCCAGAGCCCAGUGGUGCAUUAUGGGAAAAAAACAUGCACUGCCCGGCCUCUUUCUCUCAGAUAGAGAGUGAUUUAUCUGUCUUUCCCAGUGUGGAUCCAGACCAUAAUACCCAUGAGAUCCUUAAUCGCUUUGGAAAGAGACACAGCCUGUGUCACUACACCAUUAAAAACAACCAGGUUUAUAUAAAAACACAUGGAGAACAUGUCGGAUUCAGGAUCUUCAUGGAUGCCUUCCUUCUGUCCCUCACACGUAAAGUCAAGGUUCCAGACAUUGAGUUUUUUGUUAAUUUGGGGGACUGGCCCCUGGAGAAGAGACGGGUGUCAGAGAAGCCCAGCCCGGUCUUUUCAUGGUGUGGGUCUAAUGAUACACAAGACAUUGUCAUGCCGACAUAUGACUUGACUGAAUCUGUGUUGGAGACUAUGGGCAGAGUGAGUCUGGACAUGAUGUCUGUUCAGGGACACACGGGUCCAGUGUGGGAACAGAAGAUCAGCAAAGCAUUCUGGAGAGGUCGAGACAGCAGGAAAGAGCGUCUUGAGCUGGUUAAACUGGCGCGGGCGAACCCUGAUAUGCUCGAUGCCGCCUUAACCAACUUCUUCUUUUUCAAGCAUGAUGAGAGCCUUUAUGGGCCCCUCGUCAAACAUGUGUCCUUUUUUGACUUUUUCAAGUAUAAGUACCAGAUAAAUGUUGAUGGGACAGUAGCAGCGUACAGGCUGCCUUAUCUGCUUGCAGGAGACAGUGCGGUGUUCAAACAUGACUCCAUCUAUUAUGAGCACUUUUACAAGCAGCUCCAGCCAUGGGUGCACUAUAUCCCCUUCAAAGCUGAUCUCAGUGACCUACUGGAGAAGAUCCAGUGGGCUAGAGACCAUGAUGAGGAGGCAAAGCAAAUUGCCCAGGCAGGUCAGCAGUUUGCACGAACUCAUCUGAUGGGUGACAGUAUAUUCUGUUACUACUUCAAACUCUUUCAGAAGUAUGCUGAACUGCAGGUAACUGAGCCCAAGGUUCGAGAUGGUAUGGAGCUGGUGGAACAGCCAAAGGACGAACUUUUCCCAUGUUAUUGUGCAAGAAAAAAGGUAGCCUAUGUGUUCUUGGAGUACCUAAAGACCCAUGAGAGAUAUGCACCAAACAGCCUUUUCUUGGGAGGACGCUCUAUGGGUGCUCGUACAGCUGUUGCUGUGUGUAAUCGUAUGUGUGACAGGCAGAAGGAUGCAGUCCAAGGUGUUCUGUGUUUGUCAUUCCCACUGAAUGUACCAGGAAAACCACAAACAUUUGUUGAGCGGAGCCAUGGCCUGCAUGCACUGUCCCAAACUUCUGUGCUGUUUGUUUCUGGCACUGCAGAUAACAUGUGUCAACAGAAUCUUCUACAAAAUGUUAUGCUUGUCAUGAAAAGCCCUUCUGCUGUUCACUGGGUCAAGGAUGCGAACCAUGGACUUGCAGUACGUGGCAGAACAGAAGAAUCAGUACUGGAGGAAGUCAAUUCACAGAUUAUUGCAUGGGUACUACAACACAAAUGAAAUGCAUCUUUAUAAGUAGAUAGAGUACAUAUGGUUAUUACUGUUUGGAUGAAAGAAGAUGGUGAGCUGUUGACCCUAACCCUCUGUAUAUAGUUUCCGUAUGUUAACUGUGUUCUGUGUUACAGA
Messenger RNA from Sinocyclocheilus grahami, 2227 nucleotides. RefSeq names its product protein O-glucosyltransferase 2 (gene poglut2). The record is from RefSeq and is a predicted model, not a curated record. The transcript is spliced from 12 exons. NCBI's taxonomy places the organism in Eukaryota, Metazoa, Chordata, Actinopteri, Cypriniformes, Cyprinidae. Gene Ontology annotation, cellular component: endomembrane system. Gene Ontology annotation, molecular function: glucosyltransferase activity; protein binding. Bases 176 to 2101 code for a protein of 641 amino acids.